Messenger RNA from Cajanus cajan (pigeon pea), 369 nucleotides. Lineage: Eukaryota; Viridiplantae; Streptophyta; Magnoliopsida; Fabales; Fabaceae. The record is from RefSeq and is a predicted model, not a curated record.
AUGUCUUCGGCACCGAAACUAUUUGGUUUCCCACUAACAGAGCAAGAGGAAUUUGCAGAUGUGGGAGAGGACAGAAAAUUCAGAUGCCACUACUGCAAGCGAGUAUUCGCUAACUCUCAAGCCUUAGGGGGCCACCAGAAUGCUCACAAGAAAGAGCGUCAGAGAGCAAGGCGUUUCCAAAUCCACACUCACCAAUACCAUAGACGCUCCCAUGCAAAUGCAAUUACAUCAGUAGGACUACUCUCUUCUUCUGCUUCUAACACCUCUCCUGUUACUCUGCAAUCCAUUUUCUUUCCUUUCCACCUUUAUGUUUCAUCUAAUGUACCGCCUACUUCAGAGAGGGAAGUUGAUGUCCAUCUCAAAUUAUAA